Messenger RNA from Staurois parvus, 425 nucleotides. The record is from the annotation of a GenBank genome assembly. Lineage: Eukaryota; Metazoa; Chordata; Amphibia; Anura; Ranidae.
AGAUACAAGAGAUCAGGAUCCAUCUGCUGAGCGUGGACCAACACAGGAGCAAGAUGGCCGGGAGGAUACAUAACCUGACCCUGGAAGUCAUCUACCUGCUGACCGGAGAGGAUUAUGAAUUAGUGAAGACAAGAUCUGGAAAAAUAUUACCACACAACAGCAGUACUGUUGACCCAUCACCCAUAAUGGAACCUCCUCCUCCUUCCCUGACAUCUGAGAGGAACAACAAGAAGCAGAUCCUAGAAGUCACCCAGAAGAUCGUUGAGCUGCUGACAGGAGAGGUUCCUAUAAGGUGUCAGGAUGUCAUUGUCUAUUUCUCCAUGGAGGAGUGGGAGUAUCUAGAAGGACACAAGGAUCUCUACAAGGACGUCAUGAUGGAGAACUGGCCGCCCCCCACAACACCGGGUAAGAGGAGACUUUAAUUU